GCUCGAAUUGGCAAAUUUUCAAUUCUUUAUUUAUAUCAUCAACUCCUAUACUAAAUACCAUAAGCCAUAGCAAGAGAAGUCAAAAUUUUACUUUUGCCCUCUGUAUCUAAAAACCAAGAAGAUCAAAAAGUCUUGUGUCCACUUUGUCCUUUUCAACAACACACAAAAUUUUUGUUUCUUUAUCUGUAUAUUCAUCGAUUUCCUCAACAGGGUCAACCUCAUAUUCAUCGAGAUGCUGAAAUUCAAGACCAUUAGAAAGAAAAUGUGGAUGUUUUCUUGCUAAUUUGUCUUCCCAAUAAUUUGAUUAAAAGUUCACAUUUAAAUCUUCUAGUUUACCUCUUCUAUGGCAGUUAUGUCCAAAACUAUCACAACUACCACUCUCUCUGCUGCCAACAUUUGCUCAUGUUUCACAUUUUUCAAGAUUGCCCCUCGAAUGAUCUCUUUCUGGUUUGCUCCUACAGGUCGUCCUCCUGGAGCUUGACCCUUUAUUGUUUUUUCAAUUUCCUCAUAGUACUGUCAAUUUGUUCUUGAAUCUUAGUAACUAAAUAUCUUUGCUUUAAUAACUUAUGGUUUGUUUUGAGUCUUGUUUAAUUGUGAUAUACCAACAAUAUACAAGAAAGACGUAAAGGUAAUAUAUUUGUGUGCAUAAGUUUGUUAGAAUGAACUGUCAGAUUUCUGGGAAUUUAGGUGAGUUUUGUGAGAAUGAGGCAAAAGGGGUUCCACAAAGUUUGGUGUUGGAUAGUGAGAAAGGUGAAUUGGUGAAGGCUAGUGGAAGAGUGGAAAAAAAAGUUGGAAAAUCAGAGGGGAAAACUAUUGCUGCAUUGAAGAGCCAUAGCGAGGCAGAAAGACGAAGAAGGCAGAGGAUCAAUGCUCAUUUGACCACACUUCGCAAUCUUGUGCCAUCCUCUAACAAAAUGGACAAAGCAGCAUUGCUAGCUGAAGUAGUAUGCCAAGUGAAACAAUUGAAGGAAAGUGCAAGUCAUGUUAGUGAAAGUUUCUUCAUUCCAUUGGACUCUGAUGACAUAAGAGUUGAAACAAUUGCUGAAAAUGCAGAUGGAACAUGUUGUUAUAGGGCAUCCAUUUGUUGUGAAUACAGGCCUGAUCUGUUGUCAGAUUUAAGACAAGUUAUCAAUUCCCUUCAUUUGAAUUUGGUUAAGUCAGAAAUAUCAACGUUAGGAAGUCGAGUUAAGAACGAAUUUGUCUUCACGAAUAUGAUCGAAGGAGGACAUGUUAAUAUUGAACAUGGGGAAAUUCUCUUAUCCUCUGUUCGACAGGCAUUUAGUUCUGUCCUGGAUAAAGUUUCUGCAUUUCCGGAAUACUCAACCUAUCCAAACAAGAGGCAACGUAUUUCCUGCUUCGAUUCUUCAAGCUUAUUCUGAUCACGGUUAUCGCCACUUUAAUAUCAUUCAACAGCUUGUAUAUUGUCUGGUAUGACGUUUUUCAUAUUCUGUGUUAUCAAAUAACGGUUCAUAUGCGUUGGAACUUAAUGUUAUGAGCUACAUCAGUGGCCUGACUCUAUAUGUAAAUAGAUUGUUGUUACUAUGUCUUUGUGCUUGCAUGAAAUGUGGAUUUCUUAUAAGGAGGGAUAUUGUGAAUGAUGAAUGAGGUGAUGUAGUAUA
Lycium ferocissimum is the source of this 1619-nucleotide messenger RNA. Its product is annotated as transcription factor bHLH30-like. Gene Ontology annotation, molecular function: DNA-binding transcription factor activity; protein dimerization activity. The transcript is spliced from 2 exons. Gene Ontology annotation, biological process: regulation of DNA-templated transcription. The record is from RefSeq and is a predicted model, not a curated record. Bases 660 to 1379 code for a protein of 239 amino acids. Lineage: Eukaryota; Viridiplantae; Streptophyta; Magnoliopsida; Solanales; Solanaceae.